Eutrema salsugineum is the source of this 1884-nucleotide messenger RNA. Its product is annotated as probable pectinesterase/pectinesterase inhibitor 35. The transcript has 2 exons. The record is from RefSeq and is a predicted model, not a curated record. Gene Ontology annotation, molecular function: pectinesterase activity; pectinesterase inhibitor activity. Gene Ontology annotation, biological process: cell wall modification. The coding region runs from base 18 to 1721 and encodes 567 amino acids. Lineage: Eukaryota; Viridiplantae; Streptophyta; Magnoliopsida; Brassicales; Brassicaceae.
ACUGGUACCAGUUGAUUAUGCAACAACAUCUAUAUAUACAUGAUGUAAAUACAGAGAUUACUAGCAAUCACAUAACACUUCAAUUCUCUACUAGACAAAAACCAUCAAAGUUACACAUGGCAACUACAUCAUCCUCGUUACCAAAUCAUAAGUUCCGGAUCAAACUUUUGUUAUUCCUGAUCUUAAACCUCUUGUAUCUUCAAACUUUUGUCUUUGCACAUUCAUCAAACUCUAAAUUCUCCAAAUUCUCAAGACAACCAAACUCCGAUUCAUCAUCAUCAAGGAAAACCAAAUACUCAACUUCUUCUUCUAACGAAGGGUUUCUCAGCUCUGUCCAACACAGCUUGGACCACGCUCUCUUAGCUCAAUCUCUCGCCUUCAAUCUCACACUCUCGCACCGUACAGCUCAAACCCUCAUGCUCGAUCCUGUCAACGACUGUCUUGAGCUGUUAGACGACACACUCGACAUGUUGUCUCGCAUCGUCACCAUGCCUAAAAACCAAGUUAACGAUGAUGAUGUCCAUACGUGGCUAAGCGCGGCGUUGACUAAUCAAGAGACUUGUAAGCAAAGCCUCAACGAGAAAUCUAGCUUCAACAAAGACGGAAUCACGAUGGAUUCCGUUGCAAGAAACCUCACCGGUUUACUGACCAAUUCACUAGACAUGUUCGUUUCCGCUAAUCAGAAACGGCCUUCUUCGUCGUCUAGUAGUGUAAUCGGUGGCCGGAAAUCUUUGUCCAGUCAAGAUUUUCCGAGGUGGGUUUCUUCGUCGGACCGGAAGCUUCUAGAAGCCUCGGUGGAAGAGCUGAGACCUCACGCGGUGGUGGCUGCCGACGGAAGCGGGACCCACAGGAGCGUAGCGGAAGCGUUGGCGUCGUUGGCGGAGAGCAGUGGCAGAAGCGUAAUUCAUUUGACAGCCGGAACCUAUAAAGAGAAUCUCAAAAUUCCGACCAAACAGAAGAACGUUAUGUUGGUUGGUGACGGAAAGGGCAAAACAGUUAUUGUCGGUAGCAGAAGUAACAGAGACGGCUAUAAUACUUACCAAACCGCUACUGUUGCUGCCAUGGGAGAUGGGUUCAUAGCUCGGGACAUAACAUUCGUGAAUAGCGCCGGACCAAACGCGGAGCAAGCGGUGGCAUUACGGGUCGGGUCAGAUAGAUCCGUGGUAUACCGAUGCUCAAUCGAUGGGUACCAAGACACACUCUACACUCUCUCCAAACGCCAAUUCUAUCGAGAAACCGAUAUUUCCGGCACCGUCGAUUUCAUCUUCGGAAACUCCGCCGUCGUUUUCCAAAGCUGCAACAUCGCAUCCCGAAAAGGAUCGUCGGAUCAGAACUUCGUCACGGCCCAAGGACGAUCCGACCCGAACCAGAACACAGGGAUUUCGAUCCAUAAUUGCAGAAUAACCGGUUCGACCGGGACUUAUUUGGGUCGGCCGUGGAAGCAGUAUUCGAGGACUGUUGUGAUGCAAUCGUUUUUGGACGGUUCGAUUCAUCCUUCGGGUUGGUCUCCUUGGUCGGGUAGUUUCGCUUUGAAGACUCUGUUUUAUGGUGAAUUUGGGAAUUCGGGUCCUGGAUCAUCGGUUUCGGGUCGGGUUAAUUGGCCCGGGUACCACCCGGCGUUGACGUUAACCGAAGCUCAAGGGUUUACCGUUUCGGGUUUCAUUGGCGGGAAUUCGUGGUUGCCGUCAACAGGUGUCGCUUUCGACUCCGGGCUUUUAUAAUUUCAGUGACCUUUAUUUUAAUUAUGAAUCAGCCAAUGAUAUGGUAUAAAUUGUAAUUUAUUAUACUUUUGUGUAUUACGCGGUUUGUGUUUGGGGUUUAUAUACAUCUUGUCAUGAAUAAAGUGUUAAAACUGGUAUUGUGUAUAUAAUACAGUUUGUAAUA